This is a messenger RNA of Clonostachys rhizophaga, 1215 nucleotides long. The record is from the annotation of a GenBank genome assembly. NCBI's taxonomy places the organism in Eukaryota, Fungi, Ascomycota, Sordariomycetes, Hypocreales, Bionectriaceae.
AUGACCCCCCUGAACAAACCACAAUCCACCUCGCGAGCGUCUGAGUCGAACAACAAAAAGAAGAGAAAGCAAUCCAAUGACAAAGAGGGACACCUUGAGCAGUUGGAAGCUCGCCUGGCACGGAUUGAAUCUCUCACACGAAACCUUAGUGGGGACUCAUCAUCUGGACAACCCCAACGGAAUCAUAUCAAUCCAUCCAUUGGUGAUGGAAACUACAUGACACCGGGGAGUAACGGUUCGAUUAAUGGCACUGGUGCAGUAGUCGAGACUGAUUCCUCGCCGCACAAUUCGUCACACACGUCUUGCAAUAAUGCGUCCCAAUUGCAGCUACCGUCCCUAGAAACCAUGAUGCCUACGUUGGAGUUGUAUUUUAGGCAUUACAAUUCUGCUAUUCCCCUGUUCGAUGAAAAGGAGUUCAUGCGGAUGGUUCACGGAUGGAGCUAUCUACGCUCGCCUGCUGAGUGGGCUGCCAUCAAUGUCGUCCUUGCCCUCGGCUACCGCGUGAUCGAGAGCCGGCCGAUGGAAUGCCCAGAAGUGGCCAUAUGUUUCGCAAAUAUUCGGUCCAUACUUAUGGAGAUGAUGAUGCGAACGGAGGACUUCUUAGGGUUGCAAGUUCUGUUGGGCACGGUGCUCCUUUAUCAAGGAACCUCUCGGUCCCUACAACACAAGGACACCCCUAUGCUGAUGGGCGCUGCGGCAAGGUUGGUGGAAAUUCUGCGAUUGAACUCGAGGUCGGAAACGAAAGGCGCUCCUCACACAGUCGCCUUGCACCGUAGUAGGCUGUUUUGGAUAGCCUACAUCCUUGACAAGGACUCUGCGGCUCAUUUCGGCGUUUCUCCAAUACUACUUGAUUCUGGAACAGAUCAUGUUCCCCCAUCUCCGAAUCCCAGCGAUGGAGUUGGCAAUAUCACUACCUUAGAUGGCACUACGUCGUUGAACUUUCUUCAUCAUCGUGUGCAGCUUGCGCACAUUGAGGCGCUAGCAUACGAUUGGCUUCAUAAGGAGAACAGUUCAAUGAUUGCAAGACUGAGAGGCAUAAUCCCUCAUUUCCCCCAAAUGAGUACUGAACACUUGAACUCCAUUUCUGACCAUAGGAAUUCCCUCCCUUCAGGAUGGGACGAGUGUUUGGAGUACAGUCGGAAUGCACUCCAUCUGUCUACACUCAUCGGACAAUCUGACUACUAUCUCUGUAAGCUGACUGUUCUCAAGGCAUGA